AUGGCUAGUACAGGAAACGGCGGUUCAACCUCCGCAUUCUCUUUUGGAGCCAAUUCAAAUACCAACUCCAGCUCUGGUGGCUUGUUCAACAACAACAACAGCGGCAACAACGCCAGUGGUGGUUUGAACUUCGGAGCCAAUUCAAACACAAACACUAGCUCUAGUGGUUUGUUCGGCAACAGCAACAAUGCAGGCAACAACGCAGGCAACAACGCCAGUGGCGGCUUGACCUUCGGAGCCAACUCAGCAUCCACUGGAGCGGCCAACAACUCCCAGGGCUCUGGUCUCUUUGGCAACUCUGGAGGGUCGGCACCUGCCAACUUCAACUUCGGAGCAGGCUCUUCUCAAGCAGCCCCAGCAUCCGGAGCCAGCAGUGGGGCAGCUUCGACUCAAGCAGCCAAGCCAGCCUCUGGCGGUCUUUUUGGCUCUAACAGUACCACUGCACAACCAUCCGGUAAUCUCUUUGGUGGUAACAACACCAGUAGCUCUGGAGGGUUGUUUGGAGGCCUGCAACAAGCUUCAGCAUCAAAUUCGGGUACUUCAACUCCUUUUGGACAACCAAAGCCUUCAGAAAGCUCUGCUACUUCCAACGCUCCUUCUACAGGUGGCUUGUUUGGCUCCCUGAAUACAGGCGCAGCAAGCAAACCAGCUGCCUCUGGAAACAAUACCAGUGCACCAUCUGGUGGUUUAUUUGGUGGAGCCAGUAAAGAGGCCACUCCUUCCUCUGGUGGAUUAUUCGGAGCCAAGAAGGACAAUGCUCCAGCUGCUGGUGGAUUAUUCGGAGCAGCCAGCAAAGAAUCCACCCCAGCUGCCGGUGGAUUAUUCGGCUCAAAGCCAGACGAUAAGAAGGAUGACAAGCCAGCUGGUGGAUUAUUCGGGGCCAGUAAUGCUAGCGCCCCUGCUGCUGGUGGUUUAUUUGGUGCUAAAAAGGAUGACAAGCCUGCUGGUGGUUUAUUCGGGGCCAGUAAUACUAGCGCCCCAGCUACCGGUGGAUUAUUUGGCUCAAAGCCAGAAGAGAAGAAGGACGACAAGCCAGCUGGUGGAUUAUUCGGAGCCACUGGUGGAUUAUUCGGAGCCAGUAAUGCUAGCGCCCCUGCUGCUGGUGGUUUAUUUGGUGCUAAAAAGGAUGACAAACCAGCCGGUGGUUUAUUCGGAGCCAAUAAUGAUAAGGCCCCAGCUGCGGGUGGUUUAUUUGGUGCUAAGAAGGACGAUAAACCGGCUAGUGGACUCUCUUUUGGCGCUAACAUAGGAGACAAGAAAGACGAUAAGUCGACAACUGGAGGUAUUACGUUUGGUGCAAAGAAGGACGAUGCUCCAGCAACUGGUGGAUUAUUCGGUGCUAAGAAAGAUGAUAAACCAGCUGGAUUUUCUCUUGGUGCAAAGACUGAUGAAAAGAAGGAUACCAAUGCUGCUUUUAGUUUCGGUGCAAAGACCGAAGAGAAGAAAGAUGACAAGCCAAGUGGUGGCUUUAGCCUUGGAGCCAAGCCUGAGGAAAAGAAGGAUGGUUCCAAGGACGACAGCGUCACUACUAAAGCUACUACAACGGUACAACCUAACUUGAAGCCUACUCAAAUCGAACCAAAGAGUGUUUCAAUUGACAACAAGACAUUGGAUGAUCUUGUAAUGAAAUGGUCCAAACAAUUGACCACUACAAGCAAGGUGUUUGGAGGUUACACCAACAAAGUUAACGAAUGGGACCAACAGCUUGGGAAGAGUGGAGACGAGAUUUUAAAAUUGAACCAAGACACACUCGAAGCCGAAGCAUUGCAGUCACGAAUUGAUCAACACUUGGUGUUUGUUGAAAGUCAACAAGAAGAGUUGGAGCAAUUGUUGGAUAAUUACGAGCAACAAGCUGACAUUCUUCUUAACAACAUUGAACUUUCGAACAAGAGCAUAACUUCCGGGGACGGAAGCAACGAUACCAGUGGAGGCUCGGUUGCAAACAACACUUUGAGUGUAACCGACAAAUUACGUGAGAAGGCCUACCAUAAUGCCGAAUUAUUGGACGAGAGAUUGGACACCUUGGGAGAUAAUUUGAGUACCUUGAUCAGUGAGAUCAAUUCCGUGAGCAAUGUAUUUAACAAGAACCUUAUCAACGAUUUUGCACAAGGAGACGCUUCCGAUGGCAAGGAUUCCAAGGACAAGCCCACCGAGAACCCCGUGGAGGAAAUCCUCAAGUUAUUGAACUUGCACUUGGAAAACUUGAAGUACAUCGAAAACUCCGAAGAGAAGUUGAAGCAGAAGUUGGCUGCUAUCAAAAAAUAA
Suhomyces tanzawaensis NRRL Y-17324 is the source of this 2265-nucleotide messenger RNA. It is a transcript of the gene NSP1, whose product is annotated as FG-nucleoporin. Gene Ontology annotation, cellular component: nuclear pore; nuclear pore central transport channel. Gene Ontology annotation, molecular function: structural constituent of nuclear pore; phospholipid binding. The transcript has 2 exons. Gene Ontology annotation, biological process: RNA export from nucleus; protein import into nucleus. Lineage: Eukaryota; Fungi; Ascomycota; Pichiomycetes; Serinales; Debaryomycetaceae. Bases 1 to 2265 code for a protein of 754 amino acids. The record is from RefSeq and is a predicted model, not a curated record.